CAAUUGGCAACUUCGUUUGACAGUAUGACGGAUGAAAGAUCAAGCGAGUAGAAUUUAAUCGAAAACCACAGAAGACGAAAAUUUUGUAUUUAUUUCAGUAAUAGCUAAAAGCAAGAAAUCGUCUUUACAAUGAAUACAAUCCCUUGGGAUUCAUAACAAAAUAGAUCUACAUAUUCAUUUUCAUUGUUUUUAUAAAAUGACAAUUGUAUUGUUUACAACCACAUUGUUGUGUAUGAUUAGAGGGCCUUUUAAAUAUGGCCUGUUACAAUGCCGGCAGUGAAAUAAAUACAAGCAUUUUUAAUGAUUUACUUGGCGAGAAUUAUAUUGUAGAUGAUUUAUCUAUUGUACCUUUAGAAAAGGACAGUUUUGCAAUAUGUGAAUUGUGUGGUCGCGUUGGUAGAAGAGGUCAGUUUUAUACAAGAAAUAAUAAGGUUUGUUCAUUAAGAUGUCAUGCAAGUAGUACUCGAAAGCGUCGUUGUAACUGGAGGUUCAAACUGAUGGAAGGUGCUGAACAUAUGGCUGGCUUAAUCCCUUUGGAACCUCUGCCACAAUUGCAGCAUUGGCAGGCUUCAUACAAUGACAUACAGGCCGGUCCAAUUAAACAAUCAGCAGCUGUAUUGGCUAACAGCUAUGUUUGGAAUGAUGAGUUAUUUGGCUGCGAUUUUCUCGCCGCUCCAGUCAGUUUAUUUAAGCAUGCUCCACUUCAUGAAAUGUGGGAUAAUACAUUUGAAGGGAUGAAAAUUGAAGUCAAAAAUACAGAUAUUGAAAAUUACUCAGAGAAAUUAAAUGACUUUUUCUGGGUGGCCACUGUUUUAAAGGUAAAGGGGUAUAUGGGCCUACUUAGAUAUGAGGGCUUUGGAAGUGACGAUUCAAAGGAUUUUUGGGUAAAUCUUUGUUGCUCCGAGGUACACCCUGUAGGCUGGUGUGCUACUAGAGGAAAGCCUUUAAUACCACCUAGAAGCAUAGAAGAUAAAUAUACAGAUUGGAAGAAGUUUUUAGUGAAACAGUUAACUGGUGCUCGAACUUUACCUGCUAAUUUCUAUACAAAAUUAAAUGACAGUCUUGUAUCAAGAUUCAAAAUUGGUUCCAUCAUGGAAGUUGUAGAUAAAAAUAGGAUUUCUCAAGUUAAGGUUGCCAGUGUGUGUGAAAUAGUGGGCAAGCGUUUACACGUAAAAUAUUACGACAGUUCCCCGGAAGACAAUGGCUUUUGGUGUCACGAGGAUUCCCCCUUAAUACAUCCUGUUGGUUGGGCGUUUAGAGUUGGCCAUCCAUUAGACGCUCAGCAAAGCUAUUGCCAAAGAGUUGCGGCUGGUCGACUCCAACCAAAUGACUCUACACCAGAUAUGUUUUACAAAUACCCAACAAAUGAACCACCACUUUUCUCAGAAGGAAUGAAAUUGGAAGCAAUUGAUCCACUGAAUUUGUCAGCCGUGUGCGCAGCAACAGUGAUGCAAAUAUUGAAUGAAGGGUACAUGAUGAUAAGGAUAGAUUGUUAUCCGGCUGAUGCUUCUGGUGCUGAUUGGUUCUGCUAUCAUCAGCGAUCUCCGUGUAUAUUCCCUGUAGGAUUUGCAUUGGCAAAUAAUAUCUCCUUGGUUCCUCCUAUUGGGUACACAGCGGAACAAUUCAGCUGGGAGGAGUACCUCGCCGAGACGGGAGCGCCCGCGGCCGGGCACGGGCUGUUCGCGGCGCGCGGGCGCGUCGUGGCGCACGGGUUCGUGGCGGGCAUGCGGCUCGAGUGCGCCGACCUGAUGGACCCGCGGCUCGUGUGCGUCGCCACUAUAGCGCGGGUGGUCGCCGAUCUGCUCAAGGUGCACUUCGACGGUUGGGGCGGCGAGUACGACCAGUGGCUGUGGGCGCACAGCACGGACGUGUACCCGGUGGGCUGGUGCCGCGCGGUCGGGCACCGGCUGGAGGGGCCGCUGCAGCCCCCGCCGCGAGCCACCCGCAAGCCGCCCAGGCCGAGCCGCAGGCGGAGGAAGCAAGUAGCAAAAUCGACACCUCAACCGCCAACUUCAACGGAAGAAACAUCACAAAACUCUGAUAUGGGGGAUUCUAAAAGUAUCUCGGAUAAUGGUGAAACUAAAAGCUUAUCCCCGCCGACCAGCGUGUCUGAAGUGUCGGCCGAUUUAGAUUCGCGUAUUGAAGAACCGCCUCAUAGUAAAUUGAAAAUGGACGUUGAUUCAGAAGUCAAAUGCGAAACAGCCAAUGAUCCAGGGAUUGAGAAGGGUCAAGUAGAGCUCAUGGAUUCUUCACUACUGGAUUUACCAAAAGAAAGUGUUUUAUCCAGCGAUAGUAAACUAGAAAUGUUAGUAGCUAUUCCGGCUAAAAGUCCCGAAAUACGAGAACAGAGUGCCGACGACAAAAUCAUUCCAAGACUAGUUAAUAAUUCCGUACCUCUAGAUGUUUUAAAUUCGGUGGAACCAGAGAACUGGACCACGUCUGAUGUUGCAAAGUUCCUCACCGUUAACGACUGCCAGCCAUAUUGCAUCAACUUUGCUCAAAUAAAUGGACCAAUGAUGCUGCAAUUGUCCAAAGACGAAAUUAUAGAACUACUCGAGAUGAAAGUUGGUCCCUCUCUGAAGAUUUUCGACCUCAUACAGCAGCUAAAGUGCAAAAUCAAACAACCGCAGUGUAGAUUGCUUGGUAGUUUUAAAUAGUAUCCGCUACAAAGGGCCAUUUCAUUGACUUACCCUAUAUAGUUGACAGUGAUUUCGUAGGCAAAAAUGUGUAGCAACAUAAUCGUGAUAGCUUGCAUAGCACAUUCGUAUUGUAAUUUAUUUUGAUAUGUAAUAUCUUGUGUGGUUUUAUACGUUUUUAGAAAAUCUCAUGCACGGUGUAAGUGUGAGUGAAUUGUGAUGAAAGUAAAAUACUAUUCGAUGGUCAAGGGAUAUGCAUGAUGAUUGCAUUUUUAUUGUAUUUACUUUUUUAUUUUACUUCGGUUAUUCGGUAUAUGUUAAAUUCGUAUAGAAAUAAAAAUUUCUUGUGAAAACUAAGAUGAAUGAGAGUGAGUGAAGCUUAAAAAUGUGAUAAAUUAGUCAAACAAUUAAUUUUAAAUUCGUGUACAAUCUAAUUUUAAACUGUAAAUCAUCUCCUAUGACAAAUAAUAAAUUUUAAUGCUUUUAAAAUUUUAAACACGCAUGCUUAUGAAAAUGCUUGUAUUUAGGAUGUAGAUUAAUAAUCAUGGAGUAAUUUUAAUACUUACAGAUUUUAAUCAAUUCUCAUUUUUAAUAUUGGUUAUAAUUUUUAAACUAUUAGAUUUCUUUGAAGAAAAAAUUCAUUUACCCUACUCAACAGUUUUUCAGUGAUUAAAUAAUUUUAAGGGUUGUUUUAAACUUAAUUUAUUACCAAAGAUGUAAUCCACAUUCAGAUUUGAGCUUUUCAUGUGUGACCUCAUUUUUAAAUAGCUGUUGCAUGGUUCUAUUAUACUCAAAUCAAUAUUUUACUAUUGAAUGAAACACAAAAAUCCCUUUUUAAUAACAUAUUUAAUGAACAUUAGUAUUAGUCAGUACCAUGUUUUUUAGCGUUUGGACAUUAUCAUAUUAAAUAAAUAUUUUUAAACA
Messenger RNA from Colias croceus (clouded yellow), 3560 nucleotides. RefSeq names its product polycomb protein Sfmbt-like. Gene Ontology annotation, cellular component: nucleus. The record is from RefSeq and is a predicted model, not a curated record. The coding region runs from base 255 to 2657 and encodes 800 amino acids. Gene Ontology annotation, molecular function: zinc ion binding. Gene Ontology annotation, biological process: regulation of DNA-templated transcription. The transcript has 10 exons. Lineage: Eukaryota; Metazoa; Arthropoda; Insecta; Lepidoptera; Pieridae.